This is a messenger RNA of Fonsecaea multimorphosa CBS 102226, 1764 nucleotides long. RefSeq lists its product as uncharacterized. Gene Ontology annotation, cellular component: plasma membrane. Bases 1 to 1764 code for a protein of 587 amino acids. Gene Ontology annotation, biological process: transmembrane transport; nucleobase transport. The transcript is spliced from 10 exons. Gene Ontology annotation, molecular function: nucleobase transmembrane transporter activity. The record is from RefSeq and is a predicted model, not a curated record. Lineage: Eukaryota; Fungi; Ascomycota; Eurotiomycetes; Chaetothyriales; Herpotrichiellaceae.
AUGUCGUCCUCCGAUGAGAAAAACGUCUACGAUGAGAAGAAUGUCUCUUCCGUUGUCGAGCCUCCCGGUGUCGAGCAAGUCGGGGUUGGUCGUGUGACCGGCCUCAAGAGACGCCUGCCUCAUUUCAGCCUCGAGGUCCGUCAGGAGGAAAGCAGCUUUGCUACCACAAAGGCCGCCUCCAAUGCGGACUUCGAUCCAAUUCCUCCAUCAAAGCGCACAUGGAACUGGGGUGCGUAUGUCGCCUACUGGAUGGCCGACGCCUGGGCCGUGUCGAACUGGGAAGUUGCUUCUUCCAUGAUCGCCGUCGGCCUUAGCUGGAGAAUGGCAGUCGGCGCCUGUGUCCUGGGCAAUUUUAUCAUGGGUCUCGUCAUCACCAUCAACGGCAGAAUGGGUGCCACACUACACACUCCGUUCCCCGUCCUGGCACGCAUGCCCUUUGGCUAUUACUUCAGCUACUUUGUCGUCGUGUCUCGCUGCGUCCUCGCCAUUGUAUGGCUCGGUGUCCAAACCACCACUGGCGGUCAAUGCAUGACCGUGUUGAUCACAGCCAUCUGGCCCAGUUUUGCCAACCUUCCCAACCACAUACCUGCUAGCGAGGGCAUCACCACCGCCGGAAUGAUUGGCUUCUUGAUCUACUUCCUGCUUCAGCUUCCCUUCUUGUGCAUCCCCUACACAAAGGUCCAAUACUUUUUCGCCUUCAAGAGUAUUAUUGCACCGAUCAUCUUCUUGGCCAUUUUCGGAGACACAUUGCGCAGGGCUGGCGGUACCAUCAGCCAUAGCACAGUCAUCACUCAGGGCAACACAUUGAGCGGUUCGACCCUUGCGUGGGCCUUUUUCGGCAAUCUCAACGGAGUCUUGGGCAACUACGCCACCUUGGGCCUCAACAUCGCCGACUUUGCGAGGUACGCCAACAAACCCAGCGCGCAGAACGUCCAAGCGCUCGUCAUCCCCGUCAUCUUUACUAUUGUUGGUCUGCUUGGAAUUUUCACUGCCGCAGCCGCUCAGACUGCUUAUAACGAUGUCAUCUGGAACCCCAUCGUCAUCAUCAAUCUCUGGAUGAAGUCUGGGUCCCACGGUGGCCGUGCUGCCGCCGCCUUUGGCGCCAUCGGCUUGAUCAUCGUCACCCUCGGUAUCAACAUUUCGGCCAACUCUAUAAGCGCGGCCAACGACCUCAUGUCCUUCUGUCCCAAGUACAUCAACAUUCGCCGUGGCCAACUUCUCGCCGCCGUCAUCGGUAGCUGGGGUUUUGUUCCGUGGAAAAUCCUCGCAUCGGCCGCGAAAUUCCUCGCUUUCCUCGGUGGCUACACCAUUUUCCUGGGCCCCAUGACAUCCAUUCUCAUGACUGAUUACUACAUCGUGCGGCGCGGCAACGUGUCCGUGCCCGACAUGUACAACUUCCACGGCAUUUACCGCUACUCGCCUCGAUUCGCGACCAACUGGCGCGCCGUCGCCGCCUUCUUCAUCGGCUGCACUCCCCCACUCCCUGGUUUCGUCAACAAUAUCGUUGUGGCAGGUAACGGCAAGACGAGUGUCUCUCUGGGCGGUCAACAUCUGUUCGCCAUCGGCUAUAUCUAUUCCUUUGUCGCUGCCGGCGUCUUCUACUGGGGCUUCAAUCGCUUCUUCCCGCACAACGCCUCCAAGAUGGACCAUCCUGAGACGGGUGAGGACAUUAUCGCGGCAAACGAUGCCAAGAAUCUCCAGGAGCGUCGCGCCAGUUGGGCGGAGCGCAGACCGAGUGCCGUGUCAAGGUUCUUCCAAGUUUAG